GCCUUGUGCUGAUUGUGCCCCUUCAGCUGUGGAUUUACAGGUUUCCCUUUGAUCAGCCUCACUGAAGUCUGAGCCAGCCCUUUUGUGGGUUGGGGGGCUCCCAAAAAGGCAAAGAAGAAGAUAGACGGUGGCUCCAAUGUUUUCUCUAUGUUUGAACAAACCCAGAUCCAGGAGUUCAAAGAGGCUUUUACCAUCAUGGAUCAGAACAGGGAUGGCUUUAUUGACAAGGCAGACUUGAGAGACACGUUUGCUGCGCUGGGUCGUCUGAAUGUCAAGAAUGAAGAGCUCGAAGACAUGGUGAAGGAGGCGCCAGGUCCCAUUAACUUCACUGUCUUCCUUACAAUGUUUGGGGAAAAGCUGAAAGGCACGGAUCCAGAAGAAACCAUCCUGAACGCUUUUAAGAUUUUUGACCCAGAAGGAAAAGGCCGCAUAAAGGCAGACUACAUCAAAGAAAUGCUGAUGACACAGGCAGACCGGUUCAGUCAGGAAGAGAUCAAUCAGAUGUUUGCUGCUUUCCCUCCAGACGUCUCAGGGAACCUCGACUACAAGAACCUGUGCUACGUUAUCACCCAYGGGGAGGAGAAAGACUGAGGGCAGAGAGAGGAGCUGCUCCUGGGGUGAUGCCCCAAGUCAUUUCAUGAUGCUCUCAUGUGCAAGACAAAGGAUGUGAAGCCAUGUGGUCAUCAGGAGAGAACCAAUAAAACACUUGAA
Malurus melanocephalus (red-backed fairy wren) is the source of this 711-nucleotide messenger RNA. It is a transcript of the gene MYL10, whose product is annotated as myosin light chain 10. Gene Ontology annotation, molecular function: calcium ion binding. The record is from RefSeq and is a predicted model, not a curated record. Lineage: Eukaryota; Metazoa; Chordata; Aves; Passeriformes; Maluridae. Gene Ontology annotation, cellular component: cytoplasm; mitochondrion. The transcript has 7 exons. The coding region runs from base 148 to 591 and encodes 147 amino acids.